Talpa occidentalis (Iberian mole) is the source of this 1797-nucleotide messenger RNA. RefSeq names its product JNK1/MAPK8-associated membrane protein-like. The record is from RefSeq and is a predicted model, not a curated record. Gene Ontology annotation, cellular component: membrane. Lineage: Eukaryota; Metazoa; Chordata; Mammalia; Eulipotyphla; Talpidae. Gene Ontology annotation, biological process: response to unfolded protein. The transcript is spliced from 10 exons. Gene Ontology annotation, molecular function: ubiquitin protein ligase binding. Bases 319 to 1326 code for a protein of 335 amino acids.
CCGCCCGCCCGGUACCCUCCAGAACGCCGGUCCACGACAGCACAUCUUCCCCGGGUCACCCAGCCCCGGGCCUGCGCUUCAGGGAGGGUCAGGCCGACCGCCUCUGGCACCGCUGUCCCUCCAGUGAAUAAAAUAGCCUACUGGAAACUUAGAACAUAAAUGGAAGUUCAUGUAAGGUGGUGAACUAAGACUGGGUUUCUCAGCCUCAGCAUUAUUGGCAUCUUGAGCCAGGCCUCGUACACCAUGUUAUGGAGAUUGAACUUCAUGGGAAAGACUAGCCAUCGAAGCAGUUUCAACAAGAGCAAGCGAUGACCAGAUAUGGCUCAGAAAGGGCUGGGAGCUUCUGAAUCCUGUCAUAAAAAGGGAAUGAAACAAAAGCCCAUCCCCCAAAUGACGGUAGAUAUUCAGCCAGCAUGCCUUGGACUUUAUUGUGGGAAGACCCUGUUAUCUAAAAAUGGCUCAACUGAAAUAUAUGGAAAGUGUGGGGUGUGUCCAAGAGGACAGAGAACAAAUGCACAGAAAUAUUGUCAGCCUUGCACACAGUAUCCAGAACUUUAUGAUUGGCUCUAUCUCGGAUUUAUGGCUAUGCUUCCUCUUGUUUUACAUUGGUUCUUCAUUGAAUGGUACUCGGGGAAAAAGAGUUCCAGUGCACUUUUCCAGCACAUCACAGCAUUAUUUGAAUGCAGUAUGGCAGCUAUUAUCACCUUACUUGUGAGUGUUCCAGUUGGUGUUCUCUAUAUCCAUUCAUGUCGCGUACUGAUGCUUUCUGAUUGGUACACAAUGCUUUACAACCCAAGUCCAGAUUACAUCACCACAGUGCACUGUACUCAUGAAGCUGUCUACCCACUGUACACCAUUGUAUUUAUCUAUUAUGCAUUCUGCUUGGUAUUAAUGAUGCUGCUCCGACCUCUUCUGGUAAAGAAGAUUGCCUGUGGGUUAGGGAAGUCUGAUCGAUUUAAAAGUGUUUAUGCUGCACUUUACUUCUUCCCAAUUUUAACCAUACUUCAAGCAGUUGGUGGAGGCCUUUUAUAUUAUGCCUUCCCCUACAUUAUAUUAGUAUUGUCUUUGGUUACUCUGGCUGUGUACAUGUCGGCUUCUGAAAUAGAGAACUGCUAUGAUCUUCUGGUCAGAAAGAAGAGACUUAUUGUUCUCUUUAGCCACUGGCUGCUCCAUGCCUAUGGAAUAAUCUCCAUUACCAGAGUGGAUAAACUCGAGCAAGAUUUACCACUUUUGGCUUUGGUACCCACACCAGCACUUUUUUACUUGUUCACUGCAAAAUUUACUGAACCUUCACGGAUACUCUCAGAAGGAGCCAAUGGACACUGAAUAUAAAAUGCCAAAAAAAAAAAAAAAAGAAAACCCACCUCAGAGGUGUUCUAGUAAAUAGAGAAAUGAAGUAUAUAAGUAAGCUUCUGUCAUACAUGGAAAUAAGAGCAUUUCUCAAUGUUUUCUUAUUGGACUCAACAGACUAUGUUUUAACUGUUAAUAAAAAUAACAGGAAUUUCAGACAUUUCUCUAAGUCUGAAAUUACAUAGUAUAAUACACUACACAAUUAGAAAGCAUUGUUAUACUAGAGGCCUGUUAGGAAGCACUCACCUCUGCAACAAUUCAGUUUUCUUUAGGGGAAAAUCAUGUUCUUGUGUACCUAGAGAUGUGUGGUUUCCAUUUCUAUUAAGAAAAACCGAGCAUAUAACCUGAAAUCCUUAGCAUUGGCAUAGUUGUGUAUACCUUUCAGUUAUAAUGUAUUAUAAGGACAAAUAUUUGUGGGGUCUGAUGGCAAAUGUGGAAUAUGUUGUU